This is a messenger RNA of Penicillium expansum, 4758 nucleotides long. Its product is annotated as Tetratricopeptide-like helical. The transcript is spliced from 8 exons. Bases 1 to 4758 code for a protein of 1585 amino acids. The record is from RefSeq and is a predicted model, not a curated record. NCBI's taxonomy places the organism in Eukaryota, Fungi, Ascomycota, Eurotiomycetes, Eurotiales, Aspergillaceae.
AUGGCCCCGUUCGGGGAUAAGAACCCAGAUGGGGGCUUGAAGAGUGCCUUUCGAAAGCCAACACCCGAAGAAACCCCAAAGACCAAAAGUGUUGAUGAGAUAUGGUCGGAAGCGAUGGAGGAAAUUGCUAAGGACUACAGCCUUUCUUCCAAAGAGCUUGAAAAAUGGGAUGGAAAGCUUGGUUACGGAGAAACUGGCACCGAAAAAGCACAGGCGCUGUUCGCGAACUCGCGGCAUCCGGGUGAUAAGAAGGACAAGGCGACGAAGGCAGUCGGCAACUGCCUUGAAUGGGUUGAAAAUGGCCUCGGUUUUGUGAAGAACAAUAUCUCUGGGACUUACGCAGUACCGGUCCAGAUCUUGACUGGCUCAAUUUCGUACAUGGUCAAGGCCGCCCAGAACGUCAGUGAUGAUUUCGACCUGAUAGAGUCGACCUUUGAGACUCUGGACAAUGCGCUUGCGGAGAUUGGAGAUCUACGGCGGUUCAACUUCAAAUCAGACAGUAUUACAUUCCUUGAAAGACUGACUGCCAUCUUUAUUGCCAUGGUAAAGCUAUGUGCGCUGAGUGGCAAGGUGUUUUCGACCAGUAGAAAAGAACGUUGGUUCAAGACACUCGUUGGAGGAAGAGACCAAAAGAUUCAAGGGGCUUGCGCAAACGUAACGAAGGCGAUUCAGGCGUUUCGUGAUAUGGUGCCACUUCAAACUCUGGGUCAGAUUCAGAUGAUGUCUACGGCCAUGCAGGAUAUGCCCGACCGAUUCGUCGAGCAACUGCAGACAAAGCUGAAAUACUCCGAGCUCCAGCCGCUUUGGGGCCGAUCGCAAAAGUUAUUGGAUCAGAUCAAGGAUCCAUUUAAGAGGUGCAACCUCUUCCACCCCGAGGUCGAAGCACGAAUGGAAGCUCAGAUGGGACUUGUGGACAAACAGCUGGUAGGCGGCACGUUUUCGUGGACGGAGGAUAAUUCGACUUAUAAAGCGUGGGAAUCAGGCCGCAAAGCUCCAUAUCUCUUCAUUCUGGGGAGUGCCGGGUCUGGAAAAACAUUUUUUGCUUGUCACUGUUACAAGUCGAUUCAAAAGCAUAGUGUGAAGGUCAUAGCGACUAGCGAAGACAGCUCUGAGAGGAAGAGAGCCCCGUUCGUUACCUAUUUCCCGUUCAAGAUCGGCAGGGAAGAGUCUCAGCAGCUGGGAAAUAUUCUUGCAUACACUAUCCUUCAAGUUGCGAUGCAAGACACGAAACUUCGUGAGUCCAUUGCGCAAGACUUGAACACAUCCAAACACCUCUUUGAGAAGGGGAAAGAUAUCGAUCAUGAAAGAACCAAAUUCCUUUGGCAAAAUCUACUAGUGGCCAAGUUUGAGAGAACCCCAGAGGCCUCGAGGGAGCUGUUCAUUUUUCUUGACGGGAUUGAGGUGAUGAACGAGUCAGACCGCAAAAUGAUGCUGGACCUAUUCCAAGGGUUGAGUCCAGACAAAUGCGGAAUCCGCAUAUUGAUGACCGGAACAGAAAGCGUCUUGAUAUCCAAAAAGGAAUUUGGGCUUUCAGGAUGCCCCAAAAUCACUUUGGAUGAAAGGAUCAGAAAGGAAAAGGACAUUGAGAAAAUCAUGCAGUUCCGCAUCCAAAAUUCAGAGAGAUUGAAAUCAUAUAAUGCCAAGGUUUGGGAGACAGUAGAGCAGAAGCUUCUGGAUAGCCCGAAUCCAAUCUCCACGGUGGAUAUCACGAUGACGGUGAUGGAUCAGGCCGAUGAUGAAAAUGGUGGCAUGGAGAUGAUAAAGGAGUUGACGAAACAGAACGGGCUGUAUGAGGCAAUGAUUCGCUCUGUCCUCAUUGGCAAGAGUGACAAAGAGCGUGAAUUCUUCCGGUUCAUUUUUGCUUUGUGCACUUUCACCCAGCGACCAUUGAGCAUAUACAUCCUCCAGGAAUUUGCAAAGCAGGAGUCAAUGUUUCGGAACUCAAACUUGGAUGUGGUUUACCAGAUUGAGACACGACUGUCAAACUUCUUGUAUGUGACGAAUACAUCCGACGAGAAAUUGGCGCCGGAAGCGGGUCAAGGGGAAGAGAAAAAAGAGGACAAAGUUGCUAUCAGCAAACAACAGAUGGUCACUUUUAGACAGGCCUCCUUUCAUGAAUAUCUCAAGAACAACACAAAUGAUCUGAUACCAGACCCUUUGAAAUCAAAGGUGUCGUUCUUUGUGAAAUUGACCAAUUUACUUUGCGGUAAGGACACUGAUAGUGCUGGACUCCGCGACGUCUUUCAAGACUAUGCUGCUCGAUGGUUUAUGGAACACCUGAAAGAUAUUAAUGUUAAGAAAGCGGACCCCACAGAAGGCUGUCAAGUUGUUGAAGCCAUUACCAGGGUAUUCCGCAACGAUGGCGACGUUUCUCGCCUGUUUGAAGAUAUUUCCAGUGAUUCAGACUACCAUUCCGAUGGGGCCGAUAUUUACGACAUAUCGACCGACGCAGAAUCAAGUGGUUUUGAAAACCUCAAAGUCUUCCGGGAAUGGGCCAAAAAGAUGAAUUUUCACGACGAAGAGGAUCUCUCUUCUCAGGCAAAGGAAUGGAUCGAAGGUACCAUCCAUGAGCCCCACAAAAUGCUCGAAAUUUUGGCUCGGGGCCAUUUUCAGAGAUGGACGGAAACAAAGAUCUAUGAAGAGGCCAAAAUCCCUUAUAAUUUCCUUUGUCGUGCCCUCCAAUUGCGACAAGGGAGAUCAGACGACUUUGAACAGGCCGGCAUUACAAAGAUCAAGUCCCUGUUGGAAUAUGCAAAAGAGGGGGAGUUCAUUCAGACACCGAUUCAAAUCGCUCGAUGCCAAAUCUCUGCAGCCUUGGUUUUACAUAAUGGCUCUUUUGACGAAGAAGACAGAGAGUUUGCGCGCGAGCUUUAUGAAACGAACCUUCAGCAGAAGAAAACAUCUGGACCAGAGAAGUUCUAUUCGCAUUUGGGACUUGCGGAGCACUUCUACAGAGCCAACCAAGCAGACUCCGAAGAUACAGAAGAUGAUAAACCGGACCAGCGCUGGAAUUUAGUCCUUGAGCAUGCGGAUGAAGCACUACGUGCCUGGUGGAAAGAGAAAGGGGCUCUUGGCUCUGAUUUGAAUGAGGAGAGAUGCAUAAAGGCAUUCGUUCUCAAGGCGCUUUCCUUGAACCAGCUCAAACAGGAUGAAGAAGCGAUCAACACUUGUCAUCGAUGCCUUGAGGAGGGCUUUCAAUACAACCCUCAGAUAUCGGAGCUUCUUUCCCUCCUUGUUGAUAUUCACUCCAAGAAUAAGAACUGGGCCAAACUGGUCAGUCUUGUGUGGCAGCAGAAGCAAAAUGUCCAAGCAGAGUUCCUCAAUCAUCUUUUCUAUGAAUUGGACACCUUAGACAAAGCCUAUCUUCUGAUGGAGGCGGCGGUGAAAUCGAACAGAGUCGAUUAUCUCAUUCGAAUGGUCGAAGGAGCGCGCGAAUAUGCAAAAGAAAAGGAUGGCCCGAGGCUCUUUGUUAUGACAUGGAUGCUUGCUUACAUCUACCGAAUCGUGGCGAAGGUACCCAGAAUGGCAGAACACCUCAUGAUGAACGGGGUUCCAGACAGCGACCAGUACAGUACGGCUCAUGCUUACUUCGCCUUCCCCGGACUCGUCACUAUAUAUCAGGAGUACUUCAUGAGUGCUUGCUCUGAAAAGGCCCAGUUGGAUUUGAUUCGAAAAUUGGAACUCGCAAUCAAGUCUUACGAGAAGAAUAUCCUCCAAGACAACGGCACCCUUUCAAAGGCAGAAUUGGCACUUGCGAAGAUGUACCUCGGUAUAGGUAACACCCAGCAAGUCGAGGCUCACCUUAAUCGCGCCUUUGAUAUAUGCAUUGUUGAUUUGAAGGAUUCCAUUGAUUCCAACGACCAAAAUGCUUUCCGUGCGCUAGCCAAAGUGUUGGCGUUCUUAGGUUUAGAAACAGAAGCUCAGGUUGCGCUUUCGCUCAUGUGUUCGCGGGUCGGAGGGAGUGGCGAUGAACUACCAUUACCCGAGGAACUCAAUAUGACGAUGUCAUCUCCUGACAUGGAUGAUGAUAACGUGAAUCAGCCUGAAGAGAAUGGGGGGACAAUCGGCAACAUUAACACUACUAAGGCUACCACCGAUGAAGAUGCCACGCAGCUGGCCAAUACAGAUCUCGAUCAAGAGAACAAGGAUCCCAAUAUCAUGCCGCUCGCCAAUGUGGAUUCCACCCCUGACCAGAAGGUUGAGGAUGAAUCUGAAUCCCCAAAUUCUGCCACGGAAAUUCCCCAUUCGCCGUCCUCAGAGCCUCAUGAGAAUCAAAAGGUUAUUGGCUCUGAGGAGCAGCCCAAAAAACCCAAAAAGCCAAGUUUCACCUUUUCUCAAGAUCUGAACUUUGAAGAAAGUGGGAUCUCCUGCGACGGUGUGUGUGAGCCAAAACUCAAUAUCUCAUCAUUCGAACCUGGGGGUCCCAAGCUCAUGUACUGUCUGGACUGCAUGGAUGUGGACUUUUGCGAAGCAUGCCACAUGAAACAAAUCAACUUCUUUGACAAGGGCGAAGAUGGCUUCUGGUUCAAGUGCUGCUGGGCACGACAUGAAUACCUCCAAGGGCCCAUUGAUGGCUGGCUUGGAGUGAAGAACGGGUUCAUUUACAUGGAGAAUCAAGUUGAGGACAAAGUUGAGAUAUACAAAGUUCAAUUCGGAGAUUGGUUGACGAGUGUUGAAAGCCGUUGGAAGAAACGCAUCAAAACUCCCACUGUCUGGGAUGAACUUCGAGCUCGGCAGCGUCCGCAGGGAUUGUUUUGA